UUAAUUAAUUUAGUAAUUCAUAUUGAUGCGAAGUUGUAACCACUAAGUGUCUCAAAUGAACAUGUCAUUGUCGGAUUCAGAACUUGGCCAAAACAUACACCAAUGGAUUUGAGAGGAUGUACUCGGACGUAUCGUUUCAGACAGAGGAUAAAUGUACCUGAAGCAGUGUUUGGAUGAUGGCCCUCCAGGCUGAUUCUUUAUUACCUCCUACCUAGGGUUACAACACAAGAAUUAGUUAUAUUGAAUUUCAAAGACAUUGCACUGUUUAAGGUGCAAAAUGACUGGAGAACAUAAUGAUGGAAAAGAUGUUCAUCAAAACAACAGGCUUCGUUCUGGUCGCUCAACUGUGACCUCAUUUGUUCGUUUUGUGAACCGGACACAUAGGUUUGUGGAUAUUGUGUGGCUGAACUAUGAAGGAGCACGUGUCAAAUACAAGACUCUCCAGCCGGGUCAGUUUGUUGAUGUUAACACAUUUGUUGGACAUCCUUGGAUUUUCCGGGAUUCUGACACUGGGGAUCAUUUAGUAGUUAAACUACGAGAGGUAUUUGAAAUGACAACAGGAUGGACUCCCAAUGAUGGAGUGCCACCAUGGAGAAAAGUCAUCAAUAUUACCAUUCCAGUUUACACUCUUAAGGACAGGAGUCUGCAGGUGAUAAGGAGCAUUGUGAACCGGGACCGAAUAUCAGAGCUGGACCUACCUCAGAUGCUGAAAGACGAAAUAACAUUUAUGUUUGAAGUGUCAAGGCGUCAGAGACUAACAGGCAGUCCAGAUAGUCCUAUGGCAGAAUCUUCUCAACAUGCAAACUGACAUCGGGAAGUUUUACAAUGACAGGGUAUCAAGUGUGUACCAUUAAUUUGAUAGCCGGUUGAUAUCACGGACAACAGAAAGUAGGAUUACAACUUGGGCUAUUUCAACAAGGUACAUGAAAGAUCUUGGACUAUUGAAAUAAGAGAUUUGGACAAUUUGUGUAUAUAGAGGUCAGGUGACAGAUUGGAGAUUUUCACAAGUUACAUACAGUUCAUGCUAUUUUAAUGCCAGGUUACAGGUCUUAACCAUUAUUGGAAGUGCACACUUGAAUUGAUUUCAGCAUCUUCCAGUAUACCUGUACGCAGUCAUCACGACAAAUACACUUAGCUCAUAUGCCUGUACAGGCCAAGAGGCUUUGGAAUGUCACCAGAAGGUGAUGUUUUCUUUUAGAGAGGUAAAUCUCAGUGCUAUCCAGUGUUGUCUGAUAAAUCUACAUCAUCUUUGCCAAAAAAGUUGUCUUUCUGACAUGUCAGCUUUCAGUCAAGAUGAAUCGAUCAGAAAGACAUACAUGUAACAUAUUCUGUUAAUCAUUAUGAAUUGAGGAAUGUGGAAAAAUGGGACAGUCACAAUGUUACCUGACAAUCCCAUCAGAGAAUAGUGAAAACAUGGGACAGUCACAAUGAUACCUGUCACUACCAUCAGAGAAUAGUGAAAACAUGGGACAGUCACUAUGGUACCUGUCACUACCAUCAGAGAAUAGUGAAAACAUGGGACAGUCACUAUGCUACCUGUCUCUAUCAUUAAAGAAUGGUGGAGAAAUGGGACAGUCACCAUGGUACCUGUCACUACCAUCAGAGAAUAGUGAAAACAUGGGACAGUCACUAUGGUACCUGUCA
Messenger RNA from Ylistrum balloti, 1644 nucleotides. RefSeq names its product von Hippel-Lindau disease tumor suppressor-like. Bases 278 to 808 code for a protein of 176 amino acids. The record is from RefSeq and is a predicted model, not a curated record. Lineage: Eukaryota; Metazoa; Mollusca; Bivalvia; Pectinida; Pectinidae. The transcript is spliced from 3 exons.